AUGGACUUCUUCUCCGAAGCCAGCGUGCCCGCGGUGGCCAUGGCCUCGGCGCUCGCCGCAGGAGCAGGUGCCUAUUUGAAUGCGAAGUUGUCGAUCUCAACCGAUCUCUCGACACUCUCCAAUGACCGCGCUUUUGGCAAGCGACUGGGCGAGCGCAUCGCUAGUCUCGGCGAGUCGACAACCAUCUACAAGAUGCUCGAGCGGGUGGUCGAGGUAGAUGGCCAAGGCGCUGCUGAUGCGCUCUGGUUUGAACAGAAGACCUGGUCUUAUAGCCAGCUAAAGGAGCUGGUGGAUCGAUUUGCCGCGCUCCUCCACGCGCGAGAGGUCAAAGCCGGUGAUUUUGUGGGCGUCUUCACCACCAAUUCACCUGAGAUGGUGGUUUUGCUGUACGCUCUGUCGAAGCUGGGGGCUGUAGCUGCCAUGAUUAACACCAAUUUACGGGAUGACACUUUCAUUCACUGUCUUAAUGUUUCUGGCUCCAAGUCGAUCAUCUCUACGCCGGACUUGGCGCAGUUUGUCUGUGGCGACCUACCGCACUCCACCUUGAAUCUAUCAUCGUUUGACAGCUCCUCCGCCGGGAAAGUAGAGCUCAUUACUUCAACAGAGCUGCAACAAUUCUCGCCAUCCGGCCUGCGCCCUGCGAAGCGCUCCCCCAAGGACCUGACAGCCCUGAUCUACACAUCUGGAACUACCGGCAAACCAAAAGCCUGUGCAGUACGGAACAUGAUGGCGAUGAUCACCUCUACCCCCUUGUCAACCGACGCCAAAAAUCCAUCCAAAUACUACCCCCUCCGUACAUACUCGUCUUUACCCCUCUUCCACGGCACUGCCUUUUUCACUGGCAUCUGCUACUCUGUCGGUAAUGCAGGAACCCUCUGCCUGCGCCGUAAGUUUUCCGCCUCGCAGUUCUGGAAGGACGUGCACGACUCGCGCGCCACGCGCAUUCUCUACAUUGGCGAACUUUGCCGCUAUCUCCUCUCCACGCCCCCUUCCCCCUAUGACCGCAACCACAGCUGCAUUGCAGCCUCGGGCAACGGUUUGCGCGGUGAGAUCUGGGAGAAGUUCCGCCAGCGCUUUGGCGUACCGGAGAUCCGCGAGUUCUACCGCUCUACUGAGGGCGUGGCGAAGUUCGAUAAUCACGGUGUCAGCGCGUGGGGCGCAGGCAAAGUGGGAUUCUCGGGCCCGAUUCGCCGCCUUCUCGAAGAUGAUACGUUCAUCGUCAAGUAUGAUACCGAGACAGAGAUGCCGUACCGGGACCCGGCUACUGGGUUCUGUGUUCGGGCCCGAUUAGACGAGGAGGGCGAGGCUAUUGGUCGCGUGCGGGACCGUGGUCUGUUGACCGAGUAUUUGUACAAUGACGAGGCUACUGAGAAGAAAUUGCUACGGGAUGUCUUCCAAAAGGGGGAUCUUUUCCAACGAACCGGAGACCUGGUGGUUCAGGACUCUUCGGGUUGGGUCAGAUUCCAGGACCGUGUUGGUGAUACUUUCCGCUGGAAAGGCGAGAACGUUAGUGCUGGUGAGAUUCGGGAUCAUAUUUGCAGGAUUGAGGGUGUACACGAUGCUGUUGUGUACGGCGUGAAACUGGCUGGGUAUGACGGUCAAGCUGGUGCCGCCGGGGUCACGCUGGAAGAGCACUCGCCAGCCUUCGAGGCAGAGUUCACUUCUAACCUCUACAAAGAACUCAAGAGACGGGGUGUUCCCUCUUAUGCCUUGCCUCGUCUUGUCCGUAUUACAGAAAAGGUCGAUACGGGAGUCACAUUCAAACAGGCAAAAGGCGAUUUGGUAAAGAAGGGUUGGGAUCCUCGCAAGGAUUGGGGCGGUGAUUCCUUAUACUGGCUGAAUGGAGACAAGUAUGAGAAACUGGAUGACCAGGGUUGGUCCCAAAUUGAGAGCGGCAGGGCCAAGCUGUGA
Molecule: messenger RNA, 1911 nt
Organism: Penicillium macrosclerotiorum
Lineage: Eukaryota; Fungi; Ascomycota; Eurotiomycetes; Eurotiales; Aspergillaceae
Product: putative bifunctional fatty acid transporter/acyl-CoA synthetase (FAT1)
Exons: 5
Coding region: 1-1911 (636 amino acids)
Molecular function (GO): long-chain fatty acid-CoA ligase activity; long-chain fatty acid transmembrane transporter activity
Source: RefSeq, a predicted model, not a curated record